AUGGACUUUUACAAUCGAGGAAAUAAUCCUCAGCUAACAACUGAAACAACAAAGCCCUCAAUUAUUAGAGAUUCAGGAAUUAUUUAUUUCCCCGGCCAAUAUCAUGGCUUCAGAAGCAGACGUCAAGCUGGCAACUACAAUACUGAACAAUCAUACAUACCAUAUAAUAAUGUUCCAAUGGGAGCAACGCAUUACAAGGGACGUCUUUUUGUUACAAUGCCACGCAGAAGAGUGGGAAUACCGUCUACUUUAAACUACAUCGAUAUGAAUGCCGAUGGUGAUAUAAAAAGUCCAAAACUAAGGGCAUAUCCCGAUUUUGAGACAAAUCAAUUUAUGGGCAAAUCGGGUAAUUUGGUUUCAGUUUAUCGUACCACUGUUGAUUCUUGUGGACGAUUUUGGUUUAUUGAUACAGGAAUGUUGGAAUACCCAAAUAACCGUAUGCAAGUGCAAAAGCCUUCAAUUUGGAUAAUGGAUUUGAAAACUGAUCGCGUCAUUCGCCGUUACGAAAUUCCUGAAUCCAUAGUGACAGAAGGUCGGGGUCUUGCCAGUAUAACCGUUGAUACAGAUAAAGGAUGCGAUAAGACAUUUGCCUAUGUACCAGAUUUGGUAAACAGUCAAUUGUAUGUUUACAGUUACGAACAAAAUGGAAUGUGGAGUUUCCAACACAACUAUUUCAGCUUUGAUCCUAUUGCUGGCGAUUUAAAUAUCGGUGGUCAAGUUUUCAGUUGGGAUGAUGGAAUAUUUUCCGUCGUUCUUGCACCCAAAAACAAUGACGGUUCUCGCAAUGUACUAUUUCACGCAAUGGCUAGUUUCAAUGAAUUUUUCGUUUCCAAUGAGAUUUUGCAAGACCAAAACAACACUCAACGUCCCGAAGCUAAUAGAGAAUUCCACCUAUUAGGCAGCCGUGGACCUAAAAGCCAGUCAACAAUGCAUGAGUAUGAUCCGCGUACAGGUGUUGUAUUUUACGCUGAAAUACAACGCAAUGGUGUAGGAUGUUGGAGUUAUAAGAAACCUUUCACUCCUUCAAAUCAUGGAACUGUGGCUCAAGAUGAACAACGCAUGAUUUAUCCUAGCGAUUUAACGAUCGACGAGGAUGGCACCUUGUGGGUAAUGACAAAUUCAAUGCCUAUAUUCAUUUAUUCCACAUUGGACCCCAAUGUUUACAAUUUCCGUGUUUGGAAGCAAAGUACCGAUGUGGCAAUUCGCAAUACUGCAUGCGCCUAG
Messenger RNA from Musca vetustissima, 1224 nucleotides. Its product is annotated as L-dopachrome tautomerase yellow-f2-like. The record is from RefSeq and is a predicted model, not a curated record. Bases 1 to 1224 code for a protein of 407 amino acids. NCBI's taxonomy places the organism in Eukaryota, Metazoa, Arthropoda, Insecta, Diptera, Muscidae. Gene Ontology annotation, cellular component: extracellular region. The transcript is spliced from 6 exons.